This is a messenger RNA of Microtus oregoni (creeping vole), 2832 nucleotides long. RefSeq names its product pre-mRNA processing factor 39 (gene Prpf39). The transcript is spliced from 14 exons. Lineage: Eukaryota; Metazoa; Chordata; Mammalia; Rodentia; Cricetidae. The record is from RefSeq and is a predicted model, not a curated record. Bases 169 to 2166 code for a protein of 665 amino acids. Gene Ontology annotation, cellular component: U2-type prespliceosome; U1 snRNP; commitment complex. Gene Ontology annotation, biological process: RNA processing; mRNA 5'-splice site recognition. Gene Ontology annotation, molecular function: protein binding.
GCGCAGUGUGUCCCCGAAGAGGCGGCGGCGCUGGCGGUGGUGGCUUUGGGAGCUGCGCGCACUGAGGCGUUCGGAGGCCCAUCUUUGGCGAGGUUGGCCCAGGCUUCGGCUUAUGGCAGCGAGCGGCGUCCAUCGUAAGAUCAUUAACUGAAGACCAAAUAAGUAGCUAUGCAAAAUUCUCACAUGGAUGAGUACAGAAACUCUGAUAAUGGCAGCGCAGGCAACAGUUCAGAGGUAGUAGUAGUAGAGCAUCCAGAUUUUAGUACUGAGAUUAUGAACGUUACGGAGAUGGAACAAUCACCUGAUGGCUCUCCCAGCGUGAACGCAUCUACAGAAGAAAAUGAAAUGGCAGCUGCUGUGGACCUUCCAGUGACAGAAACAGAAGGAAACUUCCCUCCAGAAUUUGAAAAGUUUUGGAAAACAGUAGAAACUAAUCCUCAGGAUUUUACGGGCUGGGUAUAUUUGCUUCAGUACGUAGAACAGGAGAAUCACUUGAUGGCUGCCAGGAAAGCAUUUGACAAAUUUUUCAUACACUACCCGUAUUGCUAUGGUUACUGGAAAAAGUAUGCAGACCUUGAAAAGCGACACGACAACAUUAAACAAUCAGAUGAGGUUUAUCGACGGGGGCUUCAGGCAAUACCUCUUAGUGUUGAUCUUUGGAUACAUUAUAUAAACUUCUUAAAAGAAACACUGGACCCUGGUGAUCCUGAGACAAACAGUUCAAUAAGAGGAACUUUUGAGCAUGCUGUUCUAGCUGCAGGAACAGAUUUCCGAUCUGAUAAACUGUGGGAAAUGUAUAUAAACUGGGAAAAUGAACAGGGAAAUCUGAGAGAAGUUACAGCUGUAUACGACCGCAUUCUUGGUAUCCCAACGCAGUUGUACAGUCAUCAUUUUCAGAGAUUUAAAGAACAUGUACAGAAUAACUUGCCUAGAGAUCUUUUAACUGGUGAACAGUUCAUUCAGCUCAGAAGGGAAUUAGCUUCUGUAAAUGGACACAGUGGUGAUGAUGGACCUCCUGGUGAUGACCUUCCAUCAGGAAUUGAAGACAUCACUGAUCCAGCAAAGCUAAUUACUGAAAUAGAAAACAUGAGACAUAGAAUCAUUGAAAUUCAUCAAGAAAUGUUUAAUUACAACGAGCAUGAAGUUAGUAAGAGGUGGACAUUUGAAGAAGGUAUUAAAAGACCUUAUUUUCAUGUGAAACCAUUGGAAAAAGCCCAACUGAAAAACUGGAAAGAAUACUUAGACUUCGAAAUUGAAAAUGGGACUCAUGAAAGAGUUGUGGUUCUCUUUGAAAGAUGUGUCAUAUCUUGUGCCCUCUAUGAGGAGUUUUGGAUUAAGUAUGCCAAGUACAUGGAAAACCAUAGCAUUGAAGGAGUGAGGCACGUCUUCAGCAGAGCUUGUACUGUUCACCUUCCAAAGAAACCCAUGGCACAUAUGCUUUGGGCAGCUUUUGAGGAGCAGCAGGGGAACAUUAAUGAAGCCAGGACUAUCUUGAGGACAUUUGAAGAAUGUGUUCUAGGAUUGGCAAUGGUUCGAUUGAGAAGAGUAAGUUUAGAACGACGACAUGGAAAUAUGGAAGAAGCUGAACAUUUGCUUCAAGAUGCUAUAAAGACUGCCAAAUCAAAUAAUGAGUCAUCAUUUUACGCUAUUAAACUAGCCCGACAUCUUUUCAAAAUACAAAAAAAUCUUCCAAAAUCAAGAAAGGUACUUUUGGAAGCAAUCGAAAGAGAUAAGGAGAACACAAAGUUAUACCUCAAUUUACUUGAAAUGGAAUACAGUUGUGACCUCAAACAAAAUGAAGAAAAUAUCCUCAAUUGCUUUGACAAGGCCAUACAUGGUUCAUUGCCUAUUAAAAUGAGGAUUACAUUUUCCCAAAGAAAAGUGGAAUUCCUUGAAGAUUUUGGUUCAGAUGUUAAUAAGCUUCUGAAUGCAUAUGAUGAACAUCAAACACUCCUAAAAGAGCAGGACACCUUAAAAAGGAAAGCUGAAAAUGGUUCUGAAGAACCAGAAGAAAAGAAAGCACACACGGAAGAUAUGUCAUCUGCACAGAUCAUUGAUGGGGAUUUACAGGCAAAUCAAGCUGCAUAUAAUUACAGUGCCUGGUAUCAGUACAAUUAUCAGAAUCCUUGGAAUUAUGGACAGUAUUAUCCUCCACCUCCAACAUGAUGGAAAAAACAUAAAUUUCAGAUUGGGUUAUAUGAAAAAUGCGGAAUUAUUUUUUUUGAAGGAUGUAAACAUAGCAUAAGCUUGUUGUAUUUGAUAAUUUGUCUUCCCAGUUUCUGUGUAACAUUUGUUUAGUUAAUAGUAGAAAAUGUCAAUUAGUAGUGUACCAUAAAAACUUUCCUACCACUUUUAAAAUUUACUUUUUAUUGGAGAACUAUUUUUUUUAUUUUUAUUUUAUCUUAUUUUCAUUAAGUGGUCUAGAAUUCUUUUGCAGCUCAUGCAAGAGAUUUGUAGCCUUAAGUGUAGAGAAAAAGACUGACUACAAAUCAUGUCAGUUACAAAAUUCUGGGAAAAAAAAAAUAAGGGCUGGUUAUUGAGAAUUUUAUCCCCUUAAAAGAGACUUAAAAGAUUUAAAAGAGUUAAGGUUGUCUAUGUUUCAGUUACACUUGGAAAUUUGGCUCUAACUGUAAGAAAGAUGCACUAUUAACAUGCUCUGCCUUGGAAUAGAUUAUAAAUGAGAGUGUAACGUCAGCAUCCCCUUAAGGAAUGAAGUAUCAAAGUAUGUUUUGGGAGACUUUGUAUCUAGAAUAUUCAUGUAAAACUUGGGAGCAAGCUUUCAUUUUGAUCAUACUUAUCGUCCUUUUUGUAAUAAAAGUGAAGACUCAUGCA